Molecule: messenger RNA, 4449 nt
Organism: Penaeus monodon (black tiger shrimp)
Lineage: Eukaryota; Metazoa; Arthropoda; Malacostraca; Decapoda; Penaeidae
Product: alpha-1-inhibitor 3-like
Cellular component (GO): extracellular region
Molecular function (GO): endopeptidase inhibitor activity
Source: RefSeq, a predicted model, not a curated record
AAGUGGAUUCCCGGGGAGACCAACCAGGUGUGCGUGAAUGUGCUGGACGAGGGCGCUCCUGACGGCGUUCUCAAUCUGCUCAUGACGACGACGCUGCGAGAGGAGCCGAAGGUGGAGAAGAACGUGACCCUCCUGCCGGAGGUCUCCUUCAGGGUGCCGGCCGGACGCGUCGAGACCUGCUACGAGGUUUUCCUUCCCGAGGCAGAUCAGUUCGACGGCAAGCUGCGCGUGAGUGGGCGUGCGGGCGGGGUGGACUUCGAAGACACGCGUGACAUCCUGCUUUCGAGGAACCGGAACCUGACCUUCGUGCAGACGGACAAGUACCUCUACCAGCCAGGUCAGGAGGUCAAGUUCCGCGUCCUCACGUUGCAAGGAUGGCAGGCGAAGGUGGCCACGGACCCGUACCCCGAGAUCUGGGUGGAGACGCCGUCCAACACGCGCGUCGCCCAGUGGCUCGGCGCGGCCAGCCCGUCCGGCCUGCUCCACCUGGCGUUCCAGCUGGCGGACGAACCUGAGGAGGGUCUGUACACCAUUCACGUGAGAGGGCCUGGGAACACGAGGGAAGGUGUCUUCGGCGACACGAAGACGACGAGGUCAUUCAAGGUCGAGGAGUUCGUGCUGCCCCGCUUCGAGGUCAAGGUCACGCCCCAAUACGCUUUGGCCACUGACGAGACCUUCACCUUCAGAGUGUGUGCAAACUACACCUUCGGCCAACCUCUGAAGGGAACCGUGGAGCUCACUGUGUCCAACAACCAGCGAAGGAAAUGCCACAACACCAUCAAGAGAAGCGAAUCUAUCAGCGGCUGCAAGGACAUCUCUGUGGCGGCGAAGGCCCUCAGGAUCACCGACUGCCGCGUGUUCAGCCUGAGUGCCACCGCCGUCGUGGAGGAGGAUGGCACCGGCGUCAGGCUCAACGACACGGCCAGUGCCAGAGUCAGCCGCAGUGCCGUCAACUUCGUCACGAUCUACGAAGACAACUACAAGAAACCGAAUCUUCCGUUUACGCUCAAGGUAAAGGCGACUCUGCCCGACGAGUCUCCAUGUCAACCUUGAACUGCCGCGCCGACCUACGAGCCUCGACCUUCUCGAAGGAUAUCCGCCAGUACUACUCGCCCUCGAACUCCUCCCUGCUCCUCCAGGUGCCCGAGAAGAAGCUCAAGUGCGAGUCUGGCCAGGGCGGGAACUACAACCUGCCCGUCUGGUUCUCGGCCAACAACCAGCCGAGGGCCGCGCUCACCGUCCAGGUGGUGUCCCGGGGCAAGAUCCAGCACCUGACGACGCGGCAGGUGGCCUUCACGCCCUCCGCCUUCCCCGUCGACACGCAGCACCUCGUCGACGCCCCUUCCAACCCCGGCUUCCCGAUCGUCAUGGGCGUCCUCAACCUGCCCAUCUCACUGCCGCCCACCGCUUCACCCACGGCGCAGGUGCUGAUCUGGUACACUCGAGACGAUGGAGAAGUGGUGUCCGACGCGGCCGAACUCAAGCUGGAGAAGUGCCUGGACAUCGCCGCCAACCUGUCCUUCUCGGCGCGACAGGCACUGCCGGGGGGGGAGACCACGGUGGCACUCUCCUCCGAGCCCAACGCCAUCUGCUCUGUGGGCAUCGUCGACCGAAGCACCGAGCUUUUGAAUCCUGACCCGACACCUAUAUCCCUGGAUGCGAUCUUCAAUUACCUGGAGGAUUACAAGAUCUUCCCUUGGAUUAAUCCUCAGGUGGACGACUCGAGAUACUGCGAGAGAAGGGCCUUCGAGAUGGCAGGGGCCGGAGCGGUGGCGGCCGGAGGUAUUUUGUUCCCUCUCAUUCCUCGUUUUGGCUACUAUACAGACUAUGUUGAUGCCUUAACGAUGUUUGAUGCAGCUGGAGUUCACGUCAUCUCCAACCUAAUCUUAGAGACGAGGCCGUGUGAGAAGGAUGAGGACGGCGGCGGAGGCAGCUUCGAACACUUCAGCGCCGUCAUCCCCACCAGAAUCCAGGUCGGGUUCGCAGCGGGAUUCGGAGGGGCGGCUCCCGCGAGCAUCGGCGGCUCAGAGCUUCCGACGGCGCCGGAGGAGGCGGAGGGCACGGCGCCCCGGACGCUGUUCCCCGAGACGUGGCUCUGGGAGCUCGUGGCCGUGCCCGCGAGCGGGCUCAUCCAGGACCGGCUGAAGCUCCCAGACACGAUCACCGAGUGGGUGGGGCAGGCCGUGUGCGCCCACGCGGACAAGGGCGUGGGGCUGUCCGAGCGGGCGUCCAUCACCGCCUUCACGCCCUUCUUCACCGACCUGACCCUCCCGCCCUCCGUCAAGCGAGGCGAGGUCCUCCCGGUCAAGAUCUCCGUCUUCAACUACCUCGACCAGCCCUUGCCCGUGCGAGUGAUCCUGCAGGACAGCCCCGAGUACCAGGUGGUGGAGGACCCUGCUGCUGACGGGGGAGGAGUAGCAGGAGCAGGCAACGAGAGGGCGUCCUGCCUGGCGCCGCAGGACAAGGCGGUGCACACGAUCAAGAUCCGGACGCUGGCGCUCGGGGACGUCAACCUGACGGUGUUGGCCUUCGUGGACCCCGCGCUGGACACCUUGAUCAAGCCAAUCAAGGUCGAGGCAGAGGGAUUCCCCAGAGAGGAGACCUGGACCAAAUAUCUGUGCGCUGAAGAGGUGGCAUCCGGCGAGGACGCGCCGGAGACGUGGGAAGUCGUGCCACCUGCCAACAUAGUGCCAGACUCCGCCCGCGGCUGGGUCACUGCCGUCGGGGACCUGCUGGCACUCUCGCUCGAGAACCUCGGCUACUUGAUCCGCCAUCCGUCCGGCUGCGGGGAACAGAACAUGGUCAAUUUCGCGCCCAACAUCUACAUCAUGCAGUACUUGACGGCCACGAACCAGGCCACGCCGGAGACCACGGAGAAACUGCUGAGGUUCAUGAGGACAGGUUACCAACGCGAGCUGCUGUACCGACGCAACGACAGCUCCUACAGCGCCUUCGGGAAUGCAGAUGACUCAGGCUCCACUUGGCUCACGGCCUUCGUCCUCAAGUCCUUCGCACAGGCUCGGAGGUUCAUCCCGGUGGACACUGAGAGCCUCGACCGAACGCGCCACUGGCUGAGCCUCUCGACCCGAGACCCGCGCGGCUGCAUUGACCCCGUCGGGAAGAUCUUCAGCAAAGGGCUUACGGGCGGUCUCGCAAGCCGCAGCUCCACCGUCUCGCUGACAGCCUACGUGCUCACCGCCCUCCUCGAGGCUGGGGUCCCUAUCAACACGCCCAUCGUGAUGGACGCAGGCCGCUGCGUGCUGGCCGACUCCUCCAACGACCCCUACGCGCUGGCCCUGAAGGCCUACGCCCUCGCCCUGGCCAAGGACCCCAACGCCCAGAGAGUGAUCCAGGACCUCAUGAGCCUGGCCGUCGUCGAGAACAACGCGCUGUACUGGAACCUGCCCCAGGGGCCUCGCAGGAGCAACGCCCUGGAGGUGGAGACGGCGGGCUAUGCCAUCCUCGCCCUCAUGGCCCAGGACCCGGUGGCCAACGCCCUCCAGGCCAGGAAGAUCGUCAAGUGGAUCACCACGAAGAGGAACGGCCAAGGAGGAUUCUACUCCACACAGGAUACAGUAGUGGCUCUGCAGGCCAUGGCCAGCUACGAAACCCACACGUUCCAGGGCCCCUUGAACGUCGUGGCCACAGUCACGGCCACGGACCUGUCACACUCCUUCACGCUGACCGAUCAGAACAAGCUCCUGCAGCAGCUGGUGAAGCUCCCGAGCUUACCUACCAGCGUGAGCGUCAGCAUGGAGGGCCAGGGAUGUGCCGUAAUGCAGGCUGUCCUCCGCUACAACGUGCCCGAGGCCGAGCCGAGCGACGCCUUCAGCCUGCGCGUGCAGGCCAUCAACGACCCGCGCGGCGGCUGUGUCGAGAAGCGCCUCGAGGCCUGCUCCGCCUACCUCCUUCCCGACGGCAAGUCCAACAUGGCCGUCAUCGAGGUCAACCUCGUGUCCGGCUUCAUCCCCGAGAAGGACGACCUGAAGGCGGCCGUGAGCGGAACCCCGAGGUUCGUCAAGCGCUACAAGGUGGACGGCAGCAAAGUCACCUUCUACAUCGAGGAGUUCACGGCCCAGGAGGUGUGCGUGAGCUUCCGCGUGACCCGCGAGGUGGAAAUCGAGGAUGCCAAGCCGGGCACGGUGGUCGUCUACGACUACUACCAGCCCGAGUUCUCCAUCAGCAAGAGUUAUAGCUUCCCUUUCUUGGACGGCUGCAAAAGGUAAACGAAACAAGAAAAAAAACAAGGAAAACGGAUGCCUUACUUCCUUGGUACAUCGAAUCUUGAUGCAGAGUUGUGUUGGGUGACUUCAAAAGUGAUUGCUUCCUAAAAUGGGAACUUAGCUGCUGAGCUACAGCAAGGGUUUUCUAAUAUCAUUGUCAUUUCGUCUGUCGUAAAACACUGAGUUACUUACGAAUAAAGCUUUAUAUUACAAAUACAAGUUACUU